UGACGUCACUGCGCUCGAUAAGGAAGUGGAGAGAACUUCUCUUUAAGUUCUUUUCUUGUUUGUUCUUCGUGUCCAUUAAAUGUAGUUUAAACUGUAGGCGAUUUAACCAGAAAGUUCAGUUUAAUGCGCUUUAAUUAUUGUUUAUAACCGUGCUUUAUAACAAACCUUUAUAAUGGAGAUUCCUCACCUGACAGAAGACGAAAUGGCCGAAGUGAAGAAGAAUGCUCUGGAGUCUCUUCGUCCAUACCUGGUAGAGAAACUGAUUGCAGAGAGGCAUUACGAUUACCUGCGCUCCAAGAGGAUCCUGACACGAGAGGAUACGGAGGAGAUCAGCUGCAGGAGCACACGGGGAAAGAAGGCAGGUAAAUUACUCGACCUUAUCGCAGAGAACCCUCGAGGUCUGGACAUGCUAAUCGAGUCGAUCAUGCACUUGGGAACUCUCAACUUCAUUGUCACUAAGAUCACUGAUGAGGUUCAGCGGUGCAAGAACGAGAAACUGGAGGCACUCCGAGCAGCAGGAGUGUCUAGCUCCAUGAUGAAGGACCCAUCUGGAGGCACAAACAACCUGUCAAAGGCAGACUUUGAUUAUGAUAAGUGCUCCACCGUUUGUCUCCACCCUGACGGCGAACAUAGCCCCGCCUUGUCUGUGAUGAGCAGCUCUAUGAACCUCUCUUUUGCAGUGAAUCGGCAGAGGGGACAGGACUGUAUGUCAGUUAGCGGCGUUGCUAGCUUAACGACAUCCUCCAGCCUUCCUAAACCUGGUGAUCCUGGAGCCCCUCCCCUUCCUGAUGACAUCACUAUUGAGGACCAGGAUGCAGAAGCAGGUGCUUGUGGGAGCACGGGAAGUAGCGGUGAUGCUAACUUCCUGCCACUGCGUUCGCGUUCCUUAAACCUGUCUGUCAACAAUGAACUCUGAGCAUUAAAAUAGAGGUGUUGUGUUUCAGUACGGUCUUUAACGCGCCCUAGGCUUCUCCUGUAUCUCACAACUUUCUGUACUACAAACACAAAAUACGGGAGGACUGCAGGUUUGAUGUGGUAGCUUUAUUAAACCAGAUUACAUCUAUGACUAACUGAUUCCUCAGUCCAAAAACACACCUCACAGGUACAAGUAUGAUGAAGCUAAACCUCUAAAUAAUACCAUCAUAACAUAACUCAUAGUACAGAAAUGAACAUCUAAAUAUUAUUCACAUUUCUCCUUUAAUAGGAAAUUCAUCACAUGUUACAGCUGGAUGAUGAGCAGUGUGUAUCUCUGAGGUUGUGGCACCGUGAACAUGUAGAUUAUCUACACUUAAUAUCUGAGAUUUCUUUUAAUGUAAAAUAUCACAUGACCAAACUUUUUUAAGUGUUUGCCAGAUAUAUACUAUUGAGAUUUAUUUUAUUACAUGCUGGAAGGUGCUAAGAUUUUGUAAUGCUAUUUUUAACUGGGGACCUUUUUUAAAUGUUUUUAUUUGUUGUUUUUUUUUUUUUUUUUUUUUUUUUUGCCCUGUGCAGAUUGUAUAGAUGAAUUUUUAGAUUUUUAAGUUUAUUGUGCUUUGCUCCGUUGACACCAGCAGAGGGCACCAGAGAGUCAUCCUUGUGUCUGCUUUAGUGCUGCAUGGGGAAAAGUAAACAGUGAGUGGGGUUUGGGGAACUUUUCCUCUACUUAUGAGAGUGUAAAUUAAACUGAAUAAAUGCUUUACCGUAUA
Messenger RNA from Tachysurus fulvidraco (yellow catfish), 1685 nucleotides. It is a transcript of the gene bcl10, whose product is annotated as BCL10 immune signaling adaptor. The record is from RefSeq and is a predicted model, not a curated record. Gene Ontology annotation, molecular function: kinase activator activity; transcription coactivator activity; protein kinase B binding. Lineage: Eukaryota; Metazoa; Chordata; Actinopteri; Siluriformes; Bagridae. The transcript is spliced from 3 exons. Gene Ontology annotation, cellular component: cytosol; CBM complex. Gene Ontology annotation, biological process: adaptive immune response; apoptotic process; positive regulation of extrinsic apoptotic signaling pathway. Bases 173 to 916 code for a protein of 247 amino acids.